Messenger RNA from Ciona intestinalis (vase tunicate), 2594 nucleotides. NCBI's taxonomy places the organism in Eukaryota, Metazoa, Chordata, Ascidiacea, Phlebobranchia, Cionidae. The record is from RefSeq and is a predicted model, not a curated record.
UUUUGCAAGGAAUAGUGCUGUGUGUGCAUUAAAACUACUGAUAGGAAUCAUAGUUAACCAUUCACUGUCCAUUUGUGUGACUUGACCAGAAGUAUCGCAUCUAAAGCUUCAACUAACAAAAUGGGGUUACCUUGUGAAAUUGAAUUGGUUUCAAAAUUUGAAAACCUUAAUUUUGACGGAGUUAUUCUUGUGUGUGAAAAACUAGAUGACUUGAAAGAUUCUUUGAGUUUUCUAAAGAAACCUUUGGAGGAUUUAAAACAGAUUGAUGAUUCUGUUGGAAAGUCAGUAACAGUUGCUGCUUUGGAUGGCGGUUUGAAACGAGUGAUCUUUGCACCAACUGGUCCUCUGAACCGAGAUUACGACGAUGUUCGUAGAUUUGCUGACGCGGCAGAAAACGGGAUAAAACGAGCGAUUAAAGCCGGCUGUCAAUCACCUGUGCUUGUCACUGUGAAGAAUGAUAAGUUCAAAUACGCAAGUUUUGUUGCUGCACUUGGCGCAAUGCAAGCACUUUAUGUUCCAUUGGAAAUACGAGAAGCUAAACCUGAAAAGAAGAAUAAGUUACUGAAACUUGGUUUAUGGAGUGGAGAAUCUUCCCCAUACUUGAUACCUACUGUAGAUGCUUUUGAAAGUGGAAGGUCUUUAGUUCGUGACAUCCAGGGUUCGGAUCCUGAGCGUAUGGCGCCACCACGUGUUGCAGAUUACGUUACAGCAAACUUCGCGAACACAAACAUUAAGGUUGAGGUUGUAUCAGAUUGUGAUUACAUUGAGAAGAAUUAUCCUUGCCUUGGUGCUGUGAACAGAGCUGCUAAAGUGGUUCCUCGGCACAAUGCUCGCGUCAUCAAACUUUUCUACGAGGGUUCGGGUCCAAUCACAGACACAUUGUUCCUUGUGGGUAAGGGUGUCACUUAUGAUACUGGAGGUGCAGAUGUAAAAGCUGGGGGUAUUAUGGCUGGAAUGCACAGAGAUAAAGGGGGAGCUUCUGCUGUGGCUGGCUUCUUUCAGAUAUUGGAGAAAUUGAAGCCCGCCCACUUAAAAGUAUACGGCACAAUGUCCAUGGUAAGAAACAGCAUUGGAGCAAAUGGUUACGUGGCUGAUGAGAUUAUUACUGCAAGGUCAGGGAAAAGGGUUCGUGUCGGCAACACUGACGCUGAAGGGCGAAUGGCGAUGGCAGAUUGUUUGUGUGAGGCAAAAGAAAUGGCGAAGAAUGAAGUGAACCCACAUCUUUAUACGAUCGCUACGUUGACUGGGCAUGCUAUUAUUGCUAUGGGACCUGGAUACAGUAUUGCGAUGGACAAUGGUCCUGCUCGUGAAAUACAGAACAGCUUGAAGCUGCGAGAUGCUGGUGAUGCUGUCGGAGAUAUGUUUGAGAUAUCAACAAUUAGAAGGGAGGAUUAUGUGUUUCAUACAGGCAAGUCUGAAUACGAAGACAUCUUGCAAUGUAACAACGCCCCGUCAUCACGCACACCACGAGGUCAUCAAUCACCAAGUGCUUUCAUGAUUAUGACAUCAGGACUUGAUUCUCAUGGGUUGGACUCUGAUCACCCUCUCAAAUACACCCAUCUUGAUAUUGCGGGUUCAGAAGGGAAAUUCCCUGGAAUACCCACUGGGGCCCCAAUCACUGGUCUUUAUUCGAGAUAUUUUGGAAAGCAUUAGAUUUAAUGACAGGAAGGAGAUUUCAGUUCCGAGAAUUAAGAUUACAGAUUUAUUUAGUUAGAAGUGAAAAGAUUUUGAAAAGAAAAGAGAUAAAGAUCAAAGAAAUGUUUUAAAACAGAUUGUUGCAGUUUCUAAGUAAAAAAAACAUAAAAAAAUUAAAUUUGUGACCGAUGGAUUUUGUGAUGUGUAAUUUAAAUACAAAAUAUCUAUUGUAUCUCAUGACAACAUAAAGAACAUAUAUUAUAUAAACAUAUCAGCAUUCUAUAUUCCCAAAUCGCCUUAACUUAUAGUUCAUUAUUUAUAUACUGCAUUCAAAUAUGUGAGACAUACUUGUUAUAUAAACUUUCCAUGUCUGCCACAUUGAAAAUUAUAUUGAUAUUUAUACAAUAUUACCGUAUCAUUGCUUUGUUUCAAAAGUUUCUGACAAAGCAACCCUUUUCUUUAAUAACCUUUAAGAUUUAUAAUUUCAUUUUUUGUGUUUAAUUUAUGCACCUAUGUGUUAAUUUAAGUACCCUGUGAAGUUUAUGAUAAGACUGUGUGAUUUUUUGUGGAAAGGUCAUUCAUUGUUUGCAAUAAUUAAGGUGUGUGUGUAAAUGUCUCAAAAAAGAAGCAGUUAUAAUUUGGAAAUUUGAUUGGAAAUUUUGUUUUAAAACUGUUGCAACUUUCGCUUAAAGUCUGUUCUCAGGUAUAAACUAUUUAAAUGUCGUUUCAGAAGCUCGAUAUAUAUUCAAGUUUACCGGAAUGGCGUUUUAGUAGUUACAGUACAUUUAAAAUCCAGAAUACAAUGAAUUUAAUUGCAUUUUAUCUGAAUUACCUUCUAGUUCAAAAAGCUUUGGUGUAUGGACCCCUGAACACAAUAUAUUUAAUUAAAUAUCUUUAAUACAUUCUUCCAUUAUAUGAUCACUGUCAUUAAAAUUGAGAAUAAAAUCAUGAAAAGAAAA